CAUGACCUAGCUGGCGGCGGUGAGCGAGAGAGCGCGCGCGAAGGAUGCAGAGCUCUACCGUGUACACAAGCCUUUAAAGCGUCAUCCUCCCGUACGCCAAAUUAAUUUCUUAACUGAAACAUUUUACUCCCGUUGGGUGAGUACCUCUUCAUGGCAUUUUCCUAAGCAUAUUUUUUCUCUUAAUUUUUGCUUCUUGUCUUGGUGUUCGCACAUGGGAAAUGUUACGCGUUUUCUCAUUUUCUGCAUGCAAUGAUGGAAUCUUGGAUGCACACUAUUUGGGCUCAGGCGACUGCCAAUGGAAUAUAACUGCUUGCGGAUCUCUUCAUAUUUUUUAUUCCCUGAAACAGUUAUACGCUCGCCUCUCCAGUUCUUUCUUUCUCUCUCUUUCGUUUUUCUUUUUUUUUCUUUGUUUCUUUUUUUAAUCCCCCUCCCCAAGUCCUAUUUUGGUGUGGUUUUGUUUUUUAAGCUCGCCUUGCUGUUGUCUUCAUGUCUUUGAGAUGGGAUUUUGCUUUUCAAUAGGAGUCAGUUGGUCCAGGUACAGUAUGAUGGCCGUUAAGACUCCGACCAGCAACGUGACGAACAAGAACGACCCGCGCUCCCUCAACUCCAGAGUCUUCAUCGGCAACCUCAACACGACGGCGGUCAGCAAGGCCGACAUCGAGACCCUCUUCGCCAAGUAUGGCAGGAUCGUGGGCUGCUCCAUUCACAAGGGCUUUGCCUUCGUCCAGUACGCCAGCGAGAGGAACGCACGAUUGGCUGUGGUGGGCGAGAAUGCCAGGGUCAUCGCCGGACAGCCGCUGGACAUAAACAUGGCGGGAGAGCCCAGACCCUACAGGCCACAGGUGAUGGACACCAAGAGGCCAGUGACGUCUUUGUACAGUGGCUACGAGUUUGACUAUGACUAUUACAGGGAGGAUUUCUACAGCAGGUUAUUUGAGUACCACGGGCGCAUGGUUACGCCCCACGCUCGGGCGCUAAUACGCGCCAAGCGCUCUCGAGUUGUGGUCCCGUCCCUGCGGCCGACCAAAUCGUCCUUCCCUGUCAGGACCUCCUCCAACUCCUCUUCCUCCUCUUCCUCCGUACCUGUUCGGCUCACCUCUGGGACGUCGACUGCUGGCCCUAAGAUAAAGAUGGACCACUUGGUAACUAUCAAGCGGGAGCUGUCACAGAUCAAGACCAAGGUGGACUCUCUCCUGGGGCGUCUGGAGAGGAUUGAGAGACAACAGCAUGCCGCUCAGCGGAAACACGCGGCACCGUAUACACGUCUCCACGCUGACACGGCGGACCGUUCCGGAGCCAACGGGUCCAGGAGCAGCGCGGUGGGAGGGGUGACCGACGAAGACAGUGAGGAGGACUUUGAUGGUCAAGGCGACGGCGACGUGAUGGAAAACCACGUGUCGGACAUUGACAAUUGAGAGAGGUUGCUAAAAUUACACCUCAUUGGAGUUUCAAGAACAAACGGGCUACUGUAGCAGCUGCAUUGACGGAGAAGAACAGGACUUGAACGACAAAUCAGCGGAACGAAAAGAAAACGAGUCAAUGAGGAACAACGAGGGGACAGGCUCUCGCGGACUUCAGAGUGCUUCGUUUUUUCCAUUGAGUCGCGACACACUUGCUGGCCUGUCACUUCGGAGUUGCACCGUCAUUUCAUGCUCAACACGUAACCUGAAAGAGUUCAACCUAACGUGUUUUAUUCCGGUGAUAUGGGGUGGAAGUGGGGCCCAUUCUCAUUGUCCUCAGAACUGUUUUGGCCUCUGAGGUGUCGUUGUCUAAAACAUGAAUGGUGGUUGGAAUUGUGAGUUUAUUUAUUUAAUUUUUUCAGCUGUUGUACGGCUACCCAC
This is a messenger RNA of Esox lucius (northern pike), 1841 nucleotides long. RefSeq names its product RNA-binding Raly-like protein. Gene Ontology annotation, molecular function: RNA binding. The record is from RefSeq and is a predicted model, not a curated record. Gene Ontology annotation, cellular component: nucleus. The transcript has 9 exons. The coding region runs from base 498 to 1415 and encodes 305 amino acids. Lineage: Eukaryota; Metazoa; Chordata; Actinopteri; Esociformes; Esocidae.